GGUCCGCACCGCCCUCAUGGCGCUCAGCAGCCCGCGGCUCGGCGCUGCCCUGGGCAAGCCCGUCAGGCUCACCCUGCGUGGUGGUGCCUUCCAGGGCGUGCUGCAGUACCUCAGCCCCGACCGGAGGCUGUUCCUGCGGACAGGUCGAGGCUGCCUGUGGUACCCCAGCGCCCUGGCUUGGUGUGGGGCUGGAGGCUGAGGCGCUGUUGUGGGCGUUUGUGGUGCCUCACGGCCCCGGGGCGGCUUGCUUGGGGUGCUCCUGUUCUUUUUUUUUUUUUUUUUUUUUGAGGAAAGCAGCUCUAUGUGAGGCUGACUUCUGGGGGACAAGCACCAGUAACUCGUUCCGUCGUUAAAAGCGGUGUUUGAUGCUCCUGCCCCCCGCUGUUUGAACCCCUUGGUCUGAAAAUAGCCGUGGGUGACUUCUGCAGGGGCUGCCUGGGGACAGCGUGUGCGGCCUCCAGCCCACAGCCUGCCCAGCACUUGCUGUGCCUGCCACAACGCGUGUGUGUGGUUCCCCAGAGCCUAAACAGCCCUGGGAUAAAUAAAACACAGCCUUAAAGCUGAGAUAAAAGUAGUUGGAUCUGCCUGUGCUCUCUGGUUCGAGAUGAUUGAAGAACUUGGAAACUGGCAGAAGCACCCCAGGAGUAAAGCUGUUCUUUGAACAUGAAAUAGCCAGUGGUGAGGCCCUAAUGUGUGUUAAGACACGGGGAUCAUGGACACUUGGUUCAGCAUUUCAGUUUUGGUCACUGCUGGAGUCUUCAGUUGCACAACUUUCUUCUAAAUGGAAGUGCUGGAUGAACUGGAUUCAGGGAACGGAGCAGCAAUGCUUACUGAGUGCACUUCAGAUGCUGAGGGGAAUGGGAACAAAGGAGCAGACACAGGACAAGCAGAUCAUAGCCCAUGGAGUUCUCCAGGCGUUUUCCCUGAGAGCCAGCCCAGAGCCUUGAAUAGCUUAAAGUACUCCCUCUCAGAGAAAGAAGAAGAGAAGGUAGAGUACACAGUUAUUGAUUGCUUCCCGCAGAAAUUUGGCCCAGCAGUGCUACACCUGAAACAGCAGCGUGUUGUUAGUGUAGUUGGAGAAGGUGUUAAUUUAUGUCGUCAUGGAAAACUCUCCUGGCUUCAGAUAGCAACAAAGAGCCGUAUUUUUCUGUUUGAUAUUUUCCUUCUGGGACCUCAAGCUUUCAAAAAUGGAUUACAGAUGGUGCUGGAAGAUAAAAACAUCUUGAAGGUCAUACAUGACUGCCGUUGGAUCUCAGACUGCCUUUUUCACCAGUACAGCGUCCUUCUCUGCAAUGUCUUUGAUACGCAGGUGGCUGAUGUUCUGCAGUUCUCAAUGGCAACAGGUGGCUACUUUCCACACCGUGUCUGCACGUUGCAGGAGUGUUUGAUGCAGCACUUGAAGAUACCUUCCAAAUGGGAUGCCCUCAUGAAGUGCAGGCAGGAAGUGGCUUCAGAGAAUCCCGAUAUAUGGUUCUUGAGACCCUUUCCACCUUCUCUGCUUCAAGCGCUUGCUCUGAAGGCUAUGUACCUUCUGAUGGUCCACUCAUCUCUAAUGGAUAAUUUGAUGUCUGACCUAACAGCUGUGGUGAAUGAUUACUUAAAUGCUUAUCGGAAUGGAUCUGGAGAUCACCUUAGGAGCACAAAGCCCACUUGCAGGGAGCUGCCAAAGGAGCUGCGUCAGCUGGCAAGCGACCAGAAGCUGCGAAGGGAGAAAGCAGUGAAAGACUACAGGAUGAAUGAGGAUGGGCUUUUGAUCAGGCCAGCCAUGAAAAUAAAUGAGAAAAACGGUCCACAGAAGGAUGGGGCGCAUAGAGAUGACAGGGACUGUCUUCCCCCAAAUGAAGCAGUGCCUCGAACAUCCUUCAACAAUCAGGAUCUACUUUGUCAGUGAGCUCAAAUUGCAAAUCUGAGGACAUCCAAAUGAAUGAAAAGGGGCUGUUCCCCGUGUAGAAGUACCAAAGGAAAACUCCUCUCUUUAAAAGGACAGAUAAACAGGUUGUUGAUGGGAAAUAAUGAUGGUGUCUGUAAUGCCAAGGCAAUUCUUGCUGUGUGAUUUGUCAAGAUCUGUUUUGAGAUCUUUUUUUUUUUUUUUUUUUUAAUGAGCUGGUUUUGCUCUUGACUUUUUUUAUUAGACAAGUGUCUUCAGUUGUAUUGGUUCUUUUGUUGUCAACUGUUGCAGCGUAUGUAAAACUCCCACACAAACCAAACAUCUAAAUAGGGGAGCUCCUUACAUGUCUGUUCAUUGAGAUUAGAAAGGGCUUGCUUGGAAAAAAAAAGAGUUCUGGCCAACUAACGUGGGCUUGGUUUAUACACAGAUAAGUCUCUUGGCAUAUCUAAACAACAGCCACACUUAGGAGAGUGCAAAGGAUCCCACCCUAAUCAACAGCUCUGCUGGCAAUAAACAGCAGAGGUGUACUCAACUAAAAGGACUCUUCUGCCAACUCAGGGAGAUUUUGGGCUAGCUGACAAAAGAAGCAUUCUGCUUAUUAUGCUGCACUCCGCCAUUGUGUUAGCCCUACUCUAUCAGACUCUGUAGAUAAGGCAGAAGUAAUGUGUGUAUAUGCACAAGUGUCUGUAUUCUAAAAGUGGGAGGGGAACAGUUAAAUUAGUUGCAAAGGUGUCUAGCAUUUUCCUCAAAGUUAGAUAUAACAGCAAAACUAGUUUAUUCUCGGUGUGCUUGCUUUGGCUGUUAUUCAGUAAAACUUCUCCAGCUGAUAGUGCUCUGCCACAGUGACAAAGGACGUGCAGGCAGUGCCUGAGUCUUGGACCAUUUUUUGAUGUAACCUUAACGGUAUUCUGUAACCAAAUUGUAUAGGUACUUUGUCUCAGUUUGCUGUAGAAGAAAUAAACCAGGUUGGAAACAA
Anas platyrhynchos (mallard) is the source of this 2864-nucleotide messenger RNA. RefSeq names its product exonuclease 3'-5' domain containing 1 (gene EXD1). The record is from RefSeq and is a predicted model, not a curated record. Gene Ontology annotation, cellular component: PET complex. Gene Ontology annotation, biological process: piRNA processing; nucleobase-containing compound metabolic process. Lineage: Eukaryota; Metazoa; Chordata; Aves; Anseriformes; Anatidae. Gene Ontology annotation, molecular function: nucleic acid binding; 3'-5' exonuclease activity.